Molecule: messenger RNA, 1977 nt
Organism: Caenorhabditis bovis
Lineage: Eukaryota; Metazoa; Nematoda; Chromadorea; Rhabditida; Rhabditidae
Source: the annotation of a GenBank genome assembly
AUGGAAGAUAUUGAUGCAAAGUUCGAAAAUUUUAUAAACGAUCUCGAGAAUUCUCCAAUGCCGUCAAAUUUAUUGGAGGUGGAAAGAAUGAAAACUUCAAUUGAAGAAACAAAAAUCCGUCUAGAAUUAAUGAAAAAGGAGAAAAUUGAAGAAAAAGAGGUUUUAAAGCUAGAAGAAAACCAAUUAAAAAAGGACAUUGAAAACCUCAAGAAUGGUUACUACUGCUUAAUAAUGAACGAAAUGCGCGGCGAAAAUAGUAUUUCGGAGGGGGGCUCGAUUCGAGCAAGUCGUAGCGAUUUGUCGAUAUCGACGUCUUCUCCGAGACUCGAAUCUAAUGCAACAUCUUCUACUUCAUGUUUCACUGAUGGAUUGACUCGCCGUGAUUUGAGUUCAGAUUUAAUUUGUGCCAUUUGUAAUCAACUGUUUGAAAGACCAGUUCUCGUCACUUGUGGCCAUUCGUUCUGUGAGGCGUGCAUUGAACGACGUUGUCGGCACACACGUGAAUGUUUCAUUUGCCAGAAAGACGUCGGCGACUUCGAGGCCAUGAUCCCGAGUAUAACAUUGGAUAAUCUAGUUCGCAAGUUGAAAUUGUCUGAUAACGGCAGUCUAGAUGACUUGUUUAUCUGCGAAGAAGCGUCAAAAAGCAGAAUGGAACGCAGUUUGUCGACGAGAUCCAAAAAACGAUGCUACUUUUCAAUCGCAGCACCGACAGUUUGCGCAAGCCCUAUUAACCUACCCCGUCGUCAUCCGUUGUCUCCAAAUGCACUGCCUGUCAAAAGCUCAUUGAAGUACGCGAUGUCGCCGUCGAGAAUAUCAAUGCAAUCAGAUUCGAGCUAUUGCGAAGUCGAUGGAAUGUAUAAGUCGGGUGAAAAUGCUGCCAAGCCUGAUCAUUUUCGUCGAAAUUCAUUUGGUAGAAGAUCGGAAAGAUUUACGACGUCGACUAGAAGCAAUCGCAAUGAAACUGGAGAAGUUGAUAAUGAGAAUGACAAAAACUUUAAGAGAAAUUCGCUUCUUCGUCGCAGUUGGAAUGCUCUUAAACAGAAAACCACUGGUCGUCGAAGUUUUACGUUAAUUAUUGAGGAACCUGAAGAUUAUGAUGAUAAUGAAAUAGUUGAUGAACAAAUUGACGAGAAAUUUGGAGAAUCAAAGCGACGUUCAUUGCUUGGAAAAGCUUGGAAGAAAUUAUUUGUUUCGAAAAAAUCAAAUCGAAGAAUAAUAAUGGAUAAACGCGGAGUAGCAAACCCAACGCUCAAAUAUUCGCCACAAGAACCGCUUCUGGAGAAUUGCGAAGUCGAUGUUGUCAAACACAAUCUUGGCUAUUACGCAGGAAUUGGGAAAAAGUUUGAGCGUGUCGCUAGCGGCGAAGAAAUAGCGAUUGUCGUAUUCGGGCAUACACAAUCCGGAAAAACUACAUUCGUUCGCGCAUUAAAAGAAUGCUUUAUUAAUUGUGAUUCAUCACCAAUCCGCGUGCUCACUUUAUCAGAGCGAUAUUCAUUGGGCGGAAUAUACUCACUACCAUAUCCAGAAGGCGAUAAUCGUCUUCCGCAUAUUGUUUCAGUCGUUAUGAAAUUGGAUGAAGACACUGAAACAUUUAUCGAUAUUAUUGAUCCAGAAUAUGAUGAUUCUUGCCUUCCACAGGCUUAUAUGGAUGCUUGCGAUGCGGCAUUCUUUAUUAUUGAUACGCGCAAUUGCGCGAGUAUUUUGUCGGCUCAUCAAAUUCAGAGAAAUCUUAAGCAUGGACAGGAAAAGCAGGUGCCAUGCGAAAUAGUGGUGAAUGUUCCUGAUGAGAACACCGAAAGUCGUUUGUUAUCAGCUAAUGUGUGCGAGAAUCUUGCGAAAAAUAUGAAGUCGUCAAUGGUCGAAAUUUGUGCAAAAAAAUUGAAUCACAAGGCCAUGGAAGAGCUAUUGUUCAUGACGUACCAACAAAUUUGUGAAUCGCGUCGAAUGCAACGAUCUCGUCAGGGAAUUCUCGUGUAA